AUGGAAUUAACCCCUUUUUGUCAACAUCAAAUAAUCACUAACUCUGUUGAAGAACAUGGUGUGGAUUUUGGUAAAGCCAUUCAAGUACCUUUUAUUUCUCAAUGCCCAACAGAAUAUCAAAAACUCAGUCUACCAAAUUCGGAAACAUUCGCUUAUCGGUUCACACACCACCAGGCCAACACAUGCAGCACCAGUUCGUUCAAAAGUAGUGAGAGAAUAGAAAAAGAAGCUUUGCUAAAAAAUGUACAAUUCCAAUUGGAAAUUUUGGUGUUUUCUGUUUGCAUGAUUACAAGAAGGAGGAGAAAGAGGAACAUGAGUUUUGUAGACGUGGUGCAAGGAAAGAAGGUCGAACAUAAUGAUAAUAAUGGCGUGAAAGUGCGGUACGUGAUGGACUUAUUGAACGAAAAUAAUGAAAUUUUCAAAUGCUUUGAAGUCGAAUGCGAGAGGAAGGUGCAGCAACUUGAUUCAAGUUAUUUGGAGAUCGCAUGUGAAACAUACGGUGGUUUUGUAGAUAUUGUUUCUUCUGGUCGUUGCUUGCAACAAAUGGUAAAUCAUCUCAAAACAUUUUUACUUUUUGGGUUCUUUUCUAAGCUUGAAAUAAGGAAAAAAAACAAACACAGCGCCAACAGCGCGCAUGAUUCCCCUCUGAUCUCCAACGUUUCAGAUCUGUUGAAGCACGAGAAAAACUCUUCGAUCUGCUUCGUCGGAAUAACAGAUGUGACGGAGUAUGAAGCUCUUUGUCGCCUCCAGAUGUCCGGCCACCUCCAGAUCUACUUCUUUAUUCAAACAACCACCGGAGACUGCCUUUAUCUUCAUUUACACCAGACUAAUUCAGAUCUGAUGUAG
Messenger RNA from Lactuca virosa, 846 nucleotides. NCBI's taxonomy places the organism in Eukaryota, Viridiplantae, Streptophyta, Magnoliopsida, Asterales, Asteraceae. The record is from the annotation of a GenBank genome assembly.